AUGGUCUGCGCAAAAUGCCAAAAGAAACUCAAGUCCACGGAACUGGUCACCCCAGGCGUCAAACGCAAGAGUGAAAUGUACUAUGGCUCGCCGGCGACGACCCUAGGCGGUGGUGGCGGAGCUGGAGCUGCUGGCCCUGCAACGAAAUCAAAACCGACGUUGGGGAAUACCGGCAUUGGAAAGAGUAAACUGCUUAGCUCCAAGGCCAAGAAUCCAUAUGCGGCGUACUCGUCGUCUUGUGAGUUGUGCAAGACCAAGACGGAGCAGGGGCGGAAGUAUUGUCAGCGCUGUGCGUAUCAGAAGAAUGCUUGUCCGAUGUGUGGGAAGAGUUUGGCUGGGAAGACUGCAAAGGACCAGCCUGUGGUCCAGGGGCAGAAGUUCAACUUGAAGUGA
Messenger RNA from Aspergillus lentulus, 393 nucleotides. RefSeq names its product cysteine-rich PDZ-binding protein. The record is from RefSeq and is a predicted model, not a curated record. Gene Ontology annotation, molecular function: microtubule binding. Gene Ontology annotation, biological process: cytoplasmic microtubule organization. NCBI's taxonomy places the organism in Eukaryota, Fungi, Ascomycota, Eurotiomycetes, Eurotiales, Aspergillaceae.